AUGUACAAAGUAUUUAUUUAUUUAUUAGUUUUAUUUUUGGUUUUAGUACAAUUGACAAAAGCUCAACAACCAAGUGACGAUGAACUCUACUCUGUAUUUGAGAAUUGGAUGGUUGCUUAUGAAAUUACAAUUCCAGCUGACCAAUUAUCAGAUAGAUUUAAAAUUUUUAAAGAUAAUGUAGUUAUAGUUGCAGGAUUAAAUUCAAAUCAUACAGAAGAAGUUAUAGAUAUUGAAUUGUUGUAUCCAGCAGAAUCACUUUCAGAAUCAAAAAGAUCAUUGUUGGCAAUAGAGGAAGCUGAACCCACCAUUUCAUAUCCAUCAAUGGAUCAACCAUCAUACUCUUUAAAUGAAUACAGUCAAAUGACUACUGAAGAGUUCUUGGCAUCAAACACUGGAUUUGAUGGAUCAGAGUUCAUUCCUGUUGCAGCUGCUGCUGGUUUGGCUGCCUCUACUAUUGGAGCUAUUGCAGCUGGUUCUGUAUUUGUAGCUGGUACGACAGUAGCCACAGUCAUCGUUGUCAAGAAGCAUUUGAACAAGAAAAAGAAGGAUGCAGCUGAACAAACCAGUGAAAUCGAAAUGGAGGAAGCACCAAGAGAAAGAAGAAAGACAUUGAUUGAUAUAUUUAGGUUCCAUCCUAAAAACAGUCAUCAAUCAAUUACUGCUAGAACUCCAGCAACAACCUCUUCUUAA
Messenger RNA from Cavenderia fasciculata, 690 nucleotides. RefSeq lists its product as uncharacterized. Lineage: Eukaryota; Evosea; Eumycetozoa; Acytosteliales; Cavenderiaceae. The transcript is spliced from 2 exons. Bases 1 to 690 code for a protein of 229 amino acids. The record is from RefSeq and is a predicted model, not a curated record.